Molecule: messenger RNA, 6179 nt
Organism: Eptesicus fuscus (big brown bat)
Lineage: Eukaryota; Metazoa; Chordata; Mammalia; Chiroptera; Vespertilionidae
Product: methionine-R-sulfoxide reductase B3
Exons: 17
Coding region: 85-3210 (1041 amino acids)
Biological process (GO): response to oxidative stress; protein repair; nuclear envelope organization
Cellular component (GO): cytoplasm; nuclear inner membrane
Molecular function (GO): peptide-methionine (R)-S-oxide reductase activity; chromatin DNA binding
Source: RefSeq, a predicted model, not a curated record
GCGACGCAGCCCGGUCUAGUUCAGGGUCUAGGGCGGCGCGUCACUUCCGGUAGCGCGGAGCUUGUAAAACACCCUGGAGAGAAAAUGGCGGCGGCGGCGGCGGCGGCGGCGGCUUCGGCGCCUCAGCAGCUCUCGGACGAGGAGCUUUUCUCUCAGCUCCGCCGUUAUGGCCUGUCUCCCGGCCCCGUGACGGAGAGCACCCGCCCGGUCUACCUCAAGAAGCUGAAGAAGCUUCGAGAGGAAGAGCAGCAGCAGCACCGGUCUGGGGGCCGCGGCCACAAGACGCGGAACAGUAUUAACAAUACCACGGCAGCCGCCUCGGUCGCCGCCGCGGGACCGGCUUCGGCGGCCGUUGGGAUGGGGGUCCGGCCGGUGUCGGGAGACCUCGCCCACUUUCGGACUCCGGGGGGCCUGGGCCGAGUGUCGGCCUCCGGCCCCUCGGGCCCCUCGGGAGGGCCCGGGGGCGCCUCGGCCGCCCCCACGGCAGGCAGCAAAGUGCUUCUGGGCUUCAGCUCGGACGAGUCGGACGUGGAGGUCAGCCCGCGGGACCAGGCCGGCGGCGGCGGCGGCAGGAGAGACCGGGCUGCGCUCCAGUACCGCGGGCUCAAACCGCCGUCGGCGUCCCUGGCCGGCGGCGAGGUGACUAACAGCCCCGCGGCCGAGCGGAGGAAGCCCCACGCGUGGUGGGGGGCCCGGAGGCCGGCGGCUCCGGAGCUGCAGCCCCCGUCGGGGAGAGACCGAGCGGCGCAGGACCAGGACAAGGAGGGCGAAGACCGGGAGGACAGGGGCCCGGAGGCCGAAGAGGCGCUGUGGUCGAGCCGCACCGUGAACGGCAGCCGGCUCCUCUCCUACAGCUGCCGGGAAAACUACUCGGACUCGGAGGAAGAGGGGGACGUCGACGUGGCCUCCGGCCGGCAGGUAUUCAAAGACGACUCCCUUUCCCGGCACCGGCCCAGACGGAGUCACAGCAAGCCUCUCCCUCAGCAGACGGCGAAAUCGGCCGGCGGCCGGCUGGAGCCCGCCGUCCAGGGAGGGGGAGGAACCCCGAUGAAUGACAGGGCGGCGGCCGCGGGGAGUCUAGACAGAAGUCGAAACCUCGAGGAGUCCGCGGCGGCGGCGGCGGCGGCGGCGGCGGGGCAGGGAGGAGCGUGUGAUGCGCUGGACUCCGGCCCGAUUCCUAGAUACCGUGUGAACGCGAAGAAGCUGGCCCCUCUCCUGUCCCCGCCACUGGCUGACAUGGACGCGACCCUGGAUUCGUCCACCGGCUCCCUUCUGAAGACCAAUAAUCACAUCGGCGGCGGGGCCUUCGGGGUGGACUCCUCCAGGAUUUUCCCCAACAGCGUCCCUCCCAGUGCGGCGGCGGCCGCCUCGGGUUCACUCAGGAUCAAUCACUCCAAUCAUACGGGCGCCAAUCACACCUACCUGAAAAACACCUACAGCAAACCGAAGCUCUCUGAACCCGAGGAAGAACUUCUCCAGCAAUUUAAACGGGAGGAGGUGUCCCCAACCGGGGGCUUCAGUGCCCACUACUUGUCGAUGUUUCUCUUAACUGCUGCCUGCUUAUUUUUCCUAAUAUUGGGACUGACUUACCUAGGAAUGAGAGGAACAAGCGUAUCCGAGGAUGGAGGACUCAGCAUAAAAAACCCCUUUGAAGAAACAUUUGGAAAAAUACAAGAAAAUGAAAAAAAUCUUAUGAUGAACACUUUAUACAAGCUUCAUGAUCGAUUGGCACAGCUUGCAGGAGAUCAUGAAUGUGGCAGUUCUAGUCAGAGAACACUUUCUGUCCAAGAGGCAGCUGCAUAUUUAAAAAAUUUAGGUCCUGAAUAUGAAAAUAUGUUUAACAUGUCAUUACAGUGGAUUUUUGAAAAUGGAAAAGAUGUUGGAAUAAGGUGUGUUGGCUCUGCCCCUGACGAACAAUUGACAAAUGUAACUGAUGUGCAGUUUUUACAGUCCACAAGACCGCUAAUGUCUUUUUGGUGUCGUUUUCGGCGCGCUUUUGUUACUGUCACCCACAGGUUAUUGUUGUUAUGUUUAGGUGUAGUGAUGGUUUGUGUUGUUCUGCGUUACAUGAAAUAUCGCUGGACAAAAGAGGAAGAGGAAACAAGACAGAUGUAUGAUAUGGUGAUAAAGAUUAUAGAUGUUUUACGAAGUCAUAAUGAAGCUUGCCAGGAAAACAAAGAUUUACAACCUUUCAUGCCUAUUCCACAUGUACGAGAUUCCUUAAUAUUGCCUCAUGACAGGAAAAGAAUGAAGAAAGUCUGGGAUAGAGCCGUUGACUUCCUUGCUGCUAACGAGUCUAGAGUUCGCACAGAAACACGAAGAAUAGGUGGUGCAGAUUUUCUAGUUUGGCGGUGGAUCCAGCCUUCUGCAUCCUGUGACAAAAUAUUAGUAAUACCUUCGAAAGUAUGGCAAGGUCAAGCAUUUCAUUUAGAUAGAAGAAAUUCACCACCAAAUAGUUUGACGCCGUGUCUCAAGAUUCGAAAUAUGUUUGAUCCAGUUAUGGAAAUAGGGGAUCAGUGGCAUUUGGCAAUUCAAGAAGCAAUUUUAGAAAAAUGCAGUGAUAAUGAUGGCAUUGUUCAUAUUGCAGUAGACAAAAAUUCACGUGAGCUCUUGCCCCUGUUCUUUGGCUCUCGUUUUGUUGGUGAAGAUAUCACAGUGAUGUCUGCAUUCAACCUGCUGCAUUUGGUGACAAAGAGCCAGCCAGUGGCCCUCCGAGCCUGUGGGCUUCCCUCAGGGUCAUGUAGGGAUACAAAGAACUGUAAGGUGGUCUUUUCCCAGCAGGAACUGAGGAAGCGGCUGACACCCCUGCAGUAUCAUGUCACCCAGGAGAAAGGGACCGAAAGUGCCUUCGAAGGAGAAUAUAAUCAUCACAAAGAUCCUGGAAUAUAUAAAUGUGUUGUCUGUGGAACUCCAUUGUUCAAGUCAGAAACCAAAUUUGACUCUGGUUCAGGUUGGCCUUCAUUCCACGACGUGAUCAGUUCUGACGCAAUCACACUCACUGACGACUUUUCCUACGGGAUGCACAGGGUGGAGACUAGCUGCUCUCAGUGUGGUGCUCACCUUGGCCAUAUUUUUGAUGACGGGCCCCGUCCAACCGGCAAAAGAUACUGCAUCAACUCGGCCUCCUUGUCUUUCACACCUGCAGAGAGCGCCGCCGCCGGGGGUGGUGGGGCCAGCAGCCCAGCCCAGGCGGACAAGGCGGAGCUGUAGAGCCCGGGGCUGGAGGGAAACAAGUGUACUUAAUGCACAGCUUAUUAACAGAAUUCAGAGUUGUCUAUCUUAGAUAUAUUUUUUAAAAAAACAAAACAAAACAGGGUCAGUUUUGUGCUAUUGAUAUAUUUCUUCUUUUGCUUAAACAGAGGCCCUGACCGCCACUGUAUUUUGCUAUUGACUAGAUCCGGAACUGUUUAUAACCUUAGCGAGCUGAGACAGUUUUGUGAAACUUCUUCACAAGCCACUUCAGUACCAUUUGGCAUAAUUUUCCCCAUCACAUAGCUUCUUUUGAGAUUUGUUUCCCCCCAACGUCAGGGGCAGCCGUGAAAGUGGAGAUCUCCAGGCGCUGUAGGGGCCGGAGCUCAGAAUGCGGGGAGCAGGGAGGAGACCUGUGAGACACAUGGCCCCGGGCAUUUCACAGAUAAGGAUGGAGUGAUGUCUCCUGAGACUUCUUAGCUUUGUGGACUGUUUGAGCUAAGGUCGUUUAUUCUCACUAAAAGGGUGUGAAGGUCUAAAGUCUUUCCUUAUGUUAAAUUGUUGCCAGAUCUGAGGGGGCGCAAGGAGCGUUGUGGCAGAGAAGUAAACAUUACCUCACGGUGAGGCCUUUACUUUAUUUUCCAUUGAAAACUUUGGAAUGUAAGACAACUGUAAAAUGUGGAGCCCCAUUUUGCCCAGAGUUCACAAAGAAGAACACCUGCCCUUGCCUUGUAGGAGUCCGUCCCUGCACACCUAAUACCAGCUGAGUCUGGAAGGGCGCGCUGGUGAAUUCCACUGUGCACACUGAAAUAUCGGGAACAAGCAUUUCACCAGGCAGCAGAAACAAGAGAGCAGAGGAGUCCCAAGAGGAUGUCCCCGGGGGCCAAGUAGCCAGUAUUAGGCAGGAGAGCUGACAGGGUCCUGCAAGUAGCAAACAGCACCCAAAGGGAGGGACUCUGUGCACAGGUUCAGGUGAGCUCUGGAGAGAGGGUGGUAGUUAACAUAGGAAUAGCCAGGAGUCGAGUCACUGAUCUGCUGUGUGGCAAGAGACAAGCCAUUUAGCCUCUCCAUGCCUCCUCUUCAUGUAUAAACUGAGACAUACAUUAUUUGUAAAAUAAUCGACACUCUCAGGGCAAAAUUAUUAUCUUGCUACACAGUGAAGAUCAGUGUUGUGAAAUUAAACUGAUCUGGUUCUAAUAGCCCUUGAGGCUGAAACCCAGGCAUUUGAAAUGGAAAGAAGUAGAGAGGAGGCUGACUUAGCUGAUUGGUAUGGAAACAGUUGGGCUAAGAGCCAGAAAUGUUUCUUUGUAGCAGUGUGGCUGGUUUUACUCCAAGGAGCCCUGCUCAGCUGCUGUAGAACAUUCAGGCUGGUGGGAUGGCUGUCAUUGUGCACGGAUAUGAGCCGUGCUGAUACAAGUUGGUAUCGCCGCCACCAGGUGUGCAGGUUCAGUUUUUAUGGCUGAUAUAUUUUGUCUCUGUGGCCUUGAACACUAAUCCUGAAAUGUAGUUUUUGGAAAAAUAUUAUUUUUGUAAAUCGUUGGAGACAUGAAAAUUGACAUCUUUCCUGAUAUGCACCAAGACAAAAAUAAGAAAGAGGGACACCUGACAAUUUUAGAGGAAGAAUGAGAAAUUAAAAUGGAAAGUUGUGACAAAUCAAGAUGUCAGUGUGGUCAUGUCUGCAUUCUUCUAUGUCUCCACCAGCUUCCUGGGGAGGCCCUGAGGUCCUGGUGACUCCUGGUCCUCGAGGCCCGGCCUCGCAAUUCCGGAUAAGUUAUGCUCGUCUUCCCUCACGGCCAGGUGUUUCCCCUCAGGCCAGGGUCGCUGGGGAAUUUGCAGGUUUCACUCCCCUGUAGACAUGAGAUAUAAAAUUUAAGAUCAUUGAAGCCUCAGCAUCCAGACAGUUUUAGAAGCUGUUCCCGACCUCACAGAGGGAGCCCCAGCAUUAUCCAGUGACCCAACGAUCCCAUGUGGAGUCGGCCAAAGAAGUGGGUCUCCCCGGGCAUUUCCUGCCACAGUGUGAGCCUGUCCUUUGGGGGUCCACGCAGCACUUCUCACAUCCCCCGAGUUAGGUGUGGUGGCCUGCCCUGGGGUCCCUUGGACACGAGCCACAGUGUUGGGAUAGACAAGGAAGAUAAAUGAGGGGCUUCUUUCCUCUCCCCAGAGACUCUAGGUUCUUACUGUUCCUUCACUUUUAUUGUAGGGCUUAACAUUUCCCUCAGAAAACUGUUUCUAAUCCUUAGUCUUUGUUUCAUGGGAAGCCAGUUUUUAUUCUACCACGUUUCCCAGCAUCAACUUUAAGAAAAAUGUAGCAUCCAUCGGAAAAAAAAAAAAAAAAAAAGUGGUUUGAUUCCAGAUUGCUUUUGAGUUUAAGUGGUAUCAAAUUUCAGUAUAUUUCUGUCUUAUGUUAAGGAAAUAUAUUACUAAAAUGUCAGUGAGCAAUAAUGUCAGCUGUCGAGCACUAGAUUUAUUUUUGCAGGAUAUGGAGUGCAAUGAACGGAGUCAAUAUGGCGAGGUGUAUGUGAUCUGUGGGAGUUAUGCCAUUGAGCAUAGGAAAUGCAGGGGACCUUCCCUCUCUGCCCCAGUCCUUGCUGUACCGUUAGGAGACGCAGACUUCUGCCGUGUGUACAAAGUAUGGCCAGACAAUCAUGCAGAACAGGUCUGAAGAAAGCAGCAGUAUAUAUCGUAUUAGAGGACAUUUCUAUGUAUUUUAACCUUGUACUUCUCAGAUGCAUUUACAUUCUUAAUGCAAAUAACAUAGUAAUUUAAAAGCCUCUCCAUGUUAACUGAAUUGAAAAUGUCUUGCUUUAAAUACAGAAUACAACAGAUUACUAUUUGUUCAGAAGGACAAAUAUUCUUUUUGCCUUAGAUAGCUUUGUAAUAAUUUUUUCUCAAACGAUUCAAAACUUUUGAAAAUGGUGUGAAAUUUUCAUUAGAAAAUCCCUUUCCUAUGUUUAUUGUAUACAAUAAUUAUGCAAUAAAAUUUCUUUAUA